AGGAUUAUUGCGAUUUGACACCAGCCUGGAUUGCAUGGCGCCGACUGACUGCACUCGCUGACUUUCUGCAGCCUUUAAUUUGAUGGGAUCCUGUGUGGAAUCAACAAGGACUCCGCGGUUCGUGGGGAAUAGCGUGGCGCUAAUGAAAGGCUGAAUUCACCAUGGAUCUCUUGUCUACCUUCUAUCUGCCAAAACUAUCUGGUCACUGUCAACUCUUUGGGCUUUUCCUCCUCAACGUGUAUAUAUCUUCUGCGCAGUUUGCCCCAGAAUGCUACCCAGGAGGAUAUCAGGUUCUGUGGAACCCUUACCGCAGUGUUCAUUUUGAUUCUAUUGAGCUUCAGCAAUUUGCAAUCCAAAACCUCAUAUGUGAUCAUUCCUUGACGCCAGGAUGGUAUCGCUUCAUGAUUGGGGACAGGCCAGCCGAAAUGCCAACAAAAUGUAUAGAAAUGAAUAAGUGUGGCACACAAGCUCCCAUUUGGCUUUCUCUUGAAGAUUCUAACUCAUUGCCUCAACCUGGUGAGAUGAAGAAAUUAACUGCCUGUGCUACAUGGCAGUUCUUCUCAGGCAGCACCAAAGACUGUUGUUUAUUUCGCAUCCCCGUCUCUCUGAGGAACUGUGGAGACUUCUUUGUUUAUUAUCUUCAACCUACUCAGGGAUGCAUGGGUUACUGUGCCGUUGAAGCCAUUACAGAAACAAAAUCAACACCCUGUGCUCCAGGAGGAGUGGUAAUAGAUGGAACUUGUCGAGCCAGGCUUCCCGAUCUGCCUAACAAACCACUGAUUACCCCUGAAUUAGUUGGCACCAGCAUCCAUCUAAAGUGCACUUAUGUGAGCCUUGCCAUAAAUGGCAGCAUGGGAUAUGUGGUGGUGUGGUCCCGGAUUUCCCCACUUCACAUGAAGCAAGAAGUAAAGAGGGACACAACCCGACAGAUGUUCUCAUUUGUGGAUAUGGAUGGUACUUCUUUGAAGCUGGGGGACACGGUUUACUGCAGUGUAUCAACCUUCUUGCAGGACUCUCCAGGUAUACGCAGCCUGCCCAAGAAUAGUGAGCCAUUUUUUGCUGGUAUUAAGUUUGAGCCAGAAUCUUUGCACAUUGCAGAAGAUGGAAAGGAGCAUUCUCUGUCUAUCCAAAGUACUGUCCCGAUCUCUUGCCUGGAAGAUACUCAGAAUCUAAAUAAUUGUAAAUUAACCUUGCAGCUAACUAUCAAUGAUUCAGACAGUCAGAGUUCCGCACCUCUAAAUGUAGCACUGUCAUCAUGCCAGGUGGAUUUAGUGCUGAUGCCUUGUGUGGCUGGGAGCUGUGCUAGAAGUACUUUGUCUGUUAUAGCUGUGACAGACUUCGCCCGAGAUGGAAAUCGAGUCAGCAAUAUCAGGAUUGAGCCUAUUAAAUCAAACAAUUUCUUGUGGCAUGGUUAUAUCCCAAAUAUCAUGAAGGUAACUGUGCAAGAUAUCCCGACAGGUCACUGCUAUUCCUUCACUGAUCCACAUAUUAUUACAUUUGAUGGAAGAGGUUAUGACAACCAGAAAACAGGCACUUUUGUGAUGUAUAAAAGCCUUUUGCGAGAAUUUGAGGUUCACGUCCGGCAGUGGGACUGUGGCAGUCGGUAUUAUGCUGUGUCCUGUAACUGUGGAGUCGUUGCCAGGGAAGGCGAUGAUAUCAUUGCAUUUGAUAUGUGCAAUGGGCAGUUUCAGGAGACUCGGCCUCGUUUAUCAGUCAAAAGCAGUGGAACAGAACCUCAUCACGUCAAAAUAAUGGAUGCACACCAGGGGAAGAAAAUCACUAUCAUGUUUCCAUCGGGGGCAUUUAUCCGUGCAGAUGUGAGCGACUGGGGAAUGAGCAUAACAGUGCGGGCACCCAGCGUUGAUUUUAACAACACUAGAGGUCUCUGUGGGAUAUUUGAUCGAAAUAGUAAUAAUGACUUCCAUAGUGCAGAUGGGAAUCCAAUGACAGCUGCCCAUUGGAAUAAUGACCCCAAUGAUUUCAUCGAGGAAUGGAGAAUACAUUCAGGGGAAAGUUUGUUUGACAAGAUACCGAGCCCCUCUGUGAGAAAGAAAAGAAGAAAUUACUGCAAGUGCCAGAAAGAAUAUACAAUGUCCCUACAUUCAGUGAACAAGUUGGCCUCUGGAUAUGGCCAUUCUCAUCCAUCGUCUCGUUGCUACGCAUAUGAAAAUGUGGAUUAUACGUCAUUAAUUCCUUUCUUGGAUGUUACUGCAGAAUACAUAAACAAUCCCGAACUAUCGUUGUUCAGAAAACGUGACAUAAUCCAGUCUUCUCAAAGGUCAACUGGACAUACGGCCUUGCUGAAAUAUAUUCAAUCACAUGGCCCCAAAGAAAUCACCACAAAAGUCAAGUCACUUACUGGUCGGUCAGUGGGAUAUUCCAGAUGGCCACACAUAAUUGAUUUUACUGAACCAGGGGUUACGCUGGAUAGAAUGAAAAGGCAGGCUUUCUACGAGUAUUUACCAACAUUCACAUUCCAGAGCCUAAGCCAGAGCGAUUUAGAAAGCCUUAAUUACUUUUUCCCAGAAGACCAUUUGUCUAGCAAUCGACCUAACGUGCAGCCAAAAUGGCCAACUCCAAGUGGACUGACAUCAGCCAAAGCCCUGGAGGUAUGCCAACACGCCCUAAGAAACUCCACUAUUGGUGUAGCGUGUCAAGACCUUCUGGGAAGAAGACUUAUUGAGGCUGUGAAUCUGUGUAUUUCAGACCUGCAGCUUAAGGAUGAUCUUGCUUGGGAGGAAGGGAUGCGGGCUUUCCUUGACAAUGAAUGUGAAAGAAAACUUUUGGAAAAUAGGGUUAAAUGGUCCCACGGAACAAAUGGUCCACGUGUUAAAGAGAUUAUUACAGCUCUCCGUUGUCCUAACUCAUGUAGUAACAGUGGACAUUGUACAACAUGGGGUUGCCAAUGCUUUGCCAAAUACAGCUCCUAUGACUGCAGCAUUUCCAAUGCUCGGCCUCCUGAGAUUACUGAUAUGGAGAAUAAUGGCCUCUGUGAUAUUCGAAUCUACGAAUGCAAUAGUAUCCGAGUAUUUGGCCUGGGCUUCAGGGACUCUCCGCAUCUCCGGUGUGAAGUUAUCAGCUUGGCGUGUAUAAAUAAUGAAUGGGUUCCAGGAGCUAAGCAUACAACAAAAGCAGAGUUCCUUAGCACCAAAGCAGUUGAUUGCCCAAUUCCAGCCUUAACAACUACGGAAACUGAGACUGUGGACUUCAUGUUUUCAGACAAACCAUUUGCCAGGUGGCAAAUAAAGAUUACAAAUGAUGGAUCCUUGUUCAGUGAUUCGAAGGUUUUGACACUUUAUGAUGGAGUUUGCCAGAUCUGUGAUAACAUUCCGACUGGACUUUGUAAGUUGAAGGAAAAAACGUGCAAUAUAGAUGGACUGUGUUAUGGGGAAGGAGACCUAAAUCCAACAAGCCUUUGUUUGCUGUGCAACCCAAACAUAUCCAAGUUCACCUGGUCUAUUAAUGAAAACAAUCAACCACCAAUUUAUCAAGAGUCUACCACCAAGCUCCAGACAUUUUUCGGUGAAAGUUUUGUGUACCAGUUCACAGCAGUGGAUCCAGAAGGGUCAGCUGUACUAUUCUCACUGGAGUCUGCACCAGAGAAUGCCAGUCUGUUACCUGCUGGACUUCUGAUCUGGAAAGUGAAUUCCCAAAAUUCAGGCAGAUUUGACUUUACCGUGUCUGAUGAGUGUAAUGCACAAAGCACAUAUUCUGUUCAGGUUGCAGUGAAGUCGUGUGGCUGCAUAAAUGGCGGAACAUGUGUCACAGAUAUCAAUUUCCCCCCAGGAAGUGGUGAAUACCACUGUGUGUGUCCUGUCGGUUUUGAAGGGGAGUUUUGUCAAGAAAAUGUAGAUGACUGCAAAUCAAAUCCAUGCGGUGUGGGCACCUGCAUAGAUAGUAUCAACAGCUACUCCUGUAGAUGUCCAGCUGGUCUUACAGGACUUACAUGUCAAGAAGAUGUUAAUGAAUGUAAGAAAGCACUGUGUUUUCCCGGCGUCCCUUGUUUCAAUAGCUUUGGAUCAUAUAAAUGUGGAAACUGCCCAGGCAAGAUGAAGAGUGAUGGCCGAUCUUGCAAAGGCUUAACCAACAGUCUACGGCGCAUAAUUACUUGUGCAAAUAAACCCUGCUUCCCAGGAGUUCAAUGUUUUGAUCGGAAGCCACCUUAUGUUGGUUUUGUAUGUGGCCGCUGUCCUGCUGGAUUAUUUGGCACGGGGCGGACAUGCAUGAAGAUUCCACGGUUUGUCACCCCACAUGUUGCAUCCAAAUUUCAGCAUCAUUGGGCCGCUACCACAAGACCAAGCGACCUGCCAGCGGGUAGCCAGAAAACUACUCUUGGACAUGUUCCUGUGUCUGGCAGACCCACAAUGGAGAAAGUAGUUACAAUAGCCAAAGCACCUCCAGUUCUCAAGGCAGAUAGGCCCUAUGCUGCUUUGAGCUUAUCUCCUUCCAUUUCAUCCAUCUCAUAUGACACUGGCACUCCUGCCAUGAGUUCUCGGACUAUAUCUCAGCUGACUGCCCAUCCCAAAGCUCCACAAAAAAACACCACUUUUUGGCGACCUGUCACCUCAUCACUGCGGGCUGUAACAGCAUCUCAAGCUCUUUCCAUUACUCACAUUGGUAACGAGUUGAUUCCUACUGAAAGAAAGGUCACCUGUGCUGACAUGCCUUGCUUUAAUGGAGUCCCAUGUGAGCCGACACAGUUUGGAAGCUUUAAAUGUGGACAGUGCCCUUUUGGAUACACUGGUGAUGGAGUAACAUGUAAAGCUAUAUGCAGGUAUCCCUGUGGAAAGAAUAUGGAAUGUGCAGCUCCCAACACAUGUCGCUGUAAGCCUGGCUACACUGGGUAUAAUUGUCAUAUAGCAAUCUGUCGACCUGACUGCAAAAACAGAGGAAAGUGUAUUAAACCAGAUAAGUGCGAGUGCCCCCCAGGAUACAAUGGCCUGACCUGUGAAGACGCCUUCUGCAUUCCAGCUUGUGAGCAUGGUGGGUCAUGUAUUACCAGAAAUACCUGCUCCUGCCUGUAUGGAUUUGUGGGGCCAAGAUGUGAAACAUUGGUUUGCAAUAGACACUGUCAAAAUGGUGGAAGAUGCACUUCACCAGAUGUGUGCAAGUGUAAAGCUGGGUGGACAGGACCCUCAUGUGAAACAGCUGUUUGCUCCCCCAUGUGCCUCAAUGGUGGCAUCUGUGUUCGGCAGAAUGUUUGUAUCUGUCCUCAUGGUUUCUAUGGACUGCAGUGUCAGAAUGCCGUUUGCAAUCCCCCCUGUAAGAAUGGCGGCCAGUGUAUGAGAAACAAUUUAUGCUCCUGUCCUGAAGGCUAUACAGGACGAAGGUGUCAACAGAGUGUCUGUGAGCCAUUGUGUAUGAACAGAGGGAAGUGUGUGAGUCCGGGUAGUUGUGACUGUCCAUCAGCGUGGAAAGGGAAAAGAUGUAACCAACCGAUCUGUCUACAGAAAUGCCAGAAUGGUGGAGAAUGCAUAGGACCAAGUACCUGUCACUGUCGGGCAGGCUGGGAAGGAAUGUUGUGUCAGAUCCCUAUCUGUGAGCAGAAAUGUUUGUUUGGAAGUAAAUGCAUCAGGCCGAAUGUGUGUGCCUGCAGGAGAGGAUACAUAGGAUUAGGCUGUGCAAGAAAGCUUCCAGUUGGACGUGGAUGAUAAGGUGAAAGUGUUACAACCGGUUCUUCUGACCUGUGAGCAGUUAUCACAGUGGAUCACGCAUUCACAGAGCUGCGUGGUGAAAUGAUGUGAGGAAUGCGUCACGGCCCGUAUAUUUUCACAUCAAUACAUCUUAAAGAAGUGAUUUUAACCUUCCCCGAAAAAUUAUAUUGCCAUAUAACUGAAAUGUUAAUUGCAGGAAACAAAGAUGUUGCUGUAAGUUAUUGCAUAAUUUAUAUAUAAUCAAUUAAAUAUAAUUUUGAAGUCAUUUUACAGGAUGGUAGACUGUACCUUUUUGGUCACAGUGUUCCCCUGUAGUUUGACUACCUCAUGGGCAUGAAAUCUUGUUUUCUCAUGGGACCUACUAAGACAGUUAAAGUUCACACUGCAGUGUUUGCAAGCUGAAUCUCACAACAUAUGACUCUUGACUACAGUUAUGUAUUGCAACAUCACGCCAUUCUCUGCUUUUAUUUCAAUGGUGCUAAUAUUUUGGAACCCCUUGCUGAUGUUUAUUCCAAUUGGAAAAAAAUAAUAUUGUGGUGAAAGUCCAUGUUUUUUCAUUCUCAUUGCGUGUAUUGCUAACGUAAAAUUUAGAGAUUGUUAAUUCUCAUCACACAACUCUAUAAUUUGGCCACAAUUGACAAUUAGAGAUAGAAAGAUGAUUAAUAGGGCAAAUUGGAAUGUCUGAAUUAAUAAAGAGUGAUGAAUAUAAGAUUAACCUAUUGUUGCACAGUUUUGCAACUUCCCCAUGUCUCCGUUUGUCCAGGAAUGCGCAGUUCUGAAAUAAUUGCUACAGUGCAAAAUGCUCCUCUCCCUACUACUGACGUCCCUCAGUUUAAUGUGAGCAAAAAAAUGUUCAUGAAAACUAAGUCCCUGUACUCGCUGAUUGCAGUUGAUUCUUUGAAGAAAGCAAUUGUAUAUGGCAAGUGAGGAUAAAGAAAUUUUCAUUGGAGCCUUGGAAUCCUUUUGAGAUGCAAGUAAGAUUAAAUAUUUGCGUCAGAUUAAAAUCAAUUUCUAACAAAUUUAAACACAAUAAUGCAUAUAAUAUAAAUCACAAUAUAAAUCAAAACAUCUUUUUUUGAAUUAUUCCUCUUAAAAUAUCAUAACCCUUUUAUAGCCAUAUAUUUGAUA
Molecule: messenger RNA, 6782 nt
Organism: Amblyraja radiata (thorny skate)
Lineage: Eukaryota; Metazoa; Chordata; Chondrichthyes; Rajiformes; Rajidae
Product: von Willebrand factor D and EGF domain-containing protein
Exons: 31
Coding region: 162-5651 (1829 amino acids)
Biological process (GO): anatomical structure development
Cellular component (GO): cell surface; extracellular region
Molecular function (GO): calcium ion binding; signaling receptor binding
Source: RefSeq, a predicted model, not a curated record